AGCCAUUGAGAAUUCCAUCCACCUGCAACACACUAGAAAGCCCCGUCGAAGGCGCGAAAUCGGCGUCUAGAAAAUGAAGGCUUAAAAACUAUAAUACGAAGAACUAAGCCAUCAAUAUGUUAACUGUAUCACUAGUCGGCAAGAAAUUUAGCUGUAAUAUCCAACUUAAGAUCUUUGCAGAGAAAGAUGGAGGAGGUCUGGAACUGGCACUCAAGGCUGGAGAAAAAUGCUCCAAUCGUCCCCAGGCCAUAAGCAACGUGACGGCUAAUCUGAAUAUUACCAUACAAAGAGGUUGUAAUAACUAUGUGACGAAGUGUAAGGAGAUGCUGAUGUUCCUACAAGAACAGGCUCUGCCGAAGACCAUGAAUAUUAUCAAAGUACAUAUGGUGAAUAGAGAGGCCAAGGCACUACAGAAAGACGAAGCUAGUCGACUGUUUAGCUGCAUAAGACCAUCAAAGCGAGACAGAGAUCGUUUACGAGAAAGAUCCGCAUCCAGGGAUCGCUUAUCAACAAGAGCUAAAAGAACACGCUUCAAACCCCCUGAUGGGUAUUCCUCCGACUCAGAGCAACUCUACCGUCAUUCACAAGGAAGUUCCACAGACAUCACCAGCCGUCAAUCAAACAAGACUGACAUAAUAGCCACGCCUCGCAUGUCAAGACAUCGGCUGAAAAACGCGGCUUUGCUACGAGAUCGCAAACAGAGAGAAGCUUCAAAAGACAGAAAUGAUAUAUCCGAGAAAGAAAAUGAGGAACAAAAAACCAAAGUUAAAAAUACAAGCAUGGAAAUUCAUCUUCCUGUGAGGGAAAAUAAAAAGAACAAGGAGAAAAGAUAUUCUGUAAGAAGCUUUGACACAGAAGGUGACAGUCAAGGCGAGUUUAUCUACGAUGGUGGAAGCGAGUCAUCAUUGCGCGCGCAAGUCAUCGAAGACAAGGAAAACGAAGGAGCUAGAGACAUAGUUGUUAAAAAAGAUAAAAGUACUGAAAAUCUAGAAAAAAAUAGAGAAACUACCGAUAGAAAAAUCAGUGUAACUGACAGCGAUAUGUCAGUAGAUUCACUUGAAUGUUUGGAUUUGAGUAGCAAAGAGAUACAAGAAAAGAAAAAGAAGAAGAAGAGAAAAGCGAGAAAAAGAGUGGAAGAAAAUUUGACCUCUAAAGAAGAUGUUACUAGCUCGCCUUCCGCUAUUUCACAAAUGCCAUCGUUGGCCUUACCAGAGGAUUUCCAAGAUUCGUCUGUCGAGAAUAGCGAUAACUGUAUUCUGAAUAAAGAACACGAGAAAACCUUCAAAACGAACUCUACUUUGAGACGAGACUCGUCAGAUGGUCUUACGACUACUAAUAUACCGUCAGAUUUAGCUAAACGAAUCGUAGCGGAUAUAGUUUGCUCUGCUUUGAAGAAAUGCGGAAAACCAACUCAAACUGAGUUUAAAAACUUGGAUAAUAAUUUGAACGAGGGACAGAAAUGUACGGGUGGUUCUGUCCAUUCAGGAGGCAGUAUUGCUGAUGACGUCAUCGAAGGAACUCCAUCUUUAGAACAUGCUGAAAUUAAGUUGGAAUUUAUUGAGGAUAAUUCUUCAGUCGAAGUUGAAUCGAAGGAUGGCAAACUAUUGACUACUACUGAUAAUGAGAAUAUUGGUGACCAGAAAUGUAGGGAUGCUAGUUGUGUAACCGUUGAAAAGGAGAAUAUUUUAGUUGAAGCAUCAAACGAUGAUAAAGUUGAAAGCAAGACUGAAGUUAAACGACUUGACGACGAAGAAAAUUCUGUCGUCACAGUCGACAAAUCAAACCAAGAAAUCCCUAAAAUUCCAGAGAACAAUGACGCUGGUGCUAUGGUUGAGCAGGAAGAUGUUCCAAAAGAUUCUCUCUUGCUGCAGAAUAUUUCAGGUCAAAUCAAAACGCAGAUUCAAGAAACUUUAGAUCCAGAAAAGAGAUGCUCUACAGAAAUGUUGGUCACUGAGGAUGCGAAAACUGAUGAAUCGAGUUCGAAACAUGCAACCUUAGAUUCUGAAAUCACGAAAACAAAUGGUAAUCCCGAUUCGAGUUCUGUAUCUAAAUCUAUGGAAAGCAAUGAGCAGGAUAACUCGGGGAAUUCUGAAACAAUGAUCCUUUCGCCUGAAGUAGAAACAAGAGAUAGAGAAGGUGGCCAAGAAACUGCUGUUUCUAAGUCUCCUCAUAUCAGGUUGUACGACACACACGUGAAUAUUACUAACAGAAUUAUCAAUUCUGUUUCACAAGUAUUACAUCUACAAACCCAGUACACUACUCCUACUCAAUCUAACUAUCUGACAUUUGAUCCUGACAUACCAUUAGCGUACUAUACUACACCAGAACAAGGCUUUGAGGGCUUACUUAAUAAGGAAUUAUUUAUGACUGCCUCAAAUAAUCAACAAGUUUCGGACGGACGACCCGAGAAUACAAAAGGGACAGAAAUCAAGAAAGAAAAAUCUCGAAGAAAUUUAAGAGAUCAUGAAAAAUUUGAAGAAACGUUUCAACGCUUUCUACAAGGACAAAGAUUUCGUUCUUCUGAUGGGGGUGAUUCUGCUAGAAGUACGAAGGACGGUUAUCAAGACUCUAGUAGCGACGCAGCUGGCGUUAACACAUCUUAUAUUAACACCACCAGUGGCUCUGAUCCUCACAAAGGCUACUGUUACUUCGUGGUUGGUUCCGAUUCGACAGACGAUGCUCCACAGAAUUUCGAACGAUACUCGAAUAAUCCUCGCGUUUCUACUGACGAAGAAAGAGAAGAUCUCGACACAACGCCGGUACUUGAGCCAAGAGGAAGAAGACAUGGAGAAAGACCGAAAAGCGGCGUCUACCAUAGAUCUAUAUCAGAGCAGAAUGAGCGUAAAAGAUGGAUAACCGCGAUACAAGAACCUGAUUUGCUGAGAACAGUACAUCAAAGAUCUUCAAGCGCAGACACGAGGAGAAGGGUAGCAAGAAAUAAUAAGUGUAUGUCCUGUCCUGUUCUCUCGGAGGAGGAUAUUAUACUAGAAGGGAUGGAGAGUCACCAUAAAGAUGUGUGUAACUCGUUAUCUCAGCGCACAUGGAUCAUUCUUCGAGUCCACGAGCUUUGGAAAGCCAAGAAACAACUAGAGGCACUUAAGAUGUGUAUGGAAUUGACUGGGAUUAAGGCAGCAGAUUCUACUGCAGCAGAAGGAAUGCAGUGUGUUAGUAAUCCAGACAUCACGGGUAACAAGGACAACACCCUCUUUCUAAACAUUCUGCAACAGUUACCAAGCAGUUGCUCAACGUGGUCACUUAGUAUGUGCGACUUGUUGCUGCCCGAGUUAAAGGUGUUCAUCUCGUCCAGAAGACACACCAGUCACGUGGAAAUGGCGUGUAAUGUUUUGCAAGUCAUUGUAAAGAAGGUCAGCAGUGUCGUCUUGAAAGUCCAAAAAGAAAACAAAGAAAAACCGGACCUACUGAAGAACUGUGUGGCACACCUGAGAGACGUCAGUGAUAGGAUWAGCCAAGUACUUGUAGCUCGCCGUGGUAAAAUACACACCGCUCUAACUACUGAAGAUCCGAUCGCCUUGAAACCRGUUCUGAGAGAUCUCCUCUCAACCAUUCAGACAUUGUUACGUGUCUAUGUAGAAUAAAUAUGGUGKUGUAACGCAAGUGCAGUCACAUAAAGGGUCUCAGCUUCGAUUCCUAGACUCCGAAGUCAAGUGCGGAAAGYUUGUAGAAAUGUACUUUGAUAAACGCGGUUUAUAUACUGCAGAAGAGAGCCYUACUAUAGUUUAAAAAUAGCCGUAGGCGAGUGAUUUCUWUAAAUUUUUGAGUGUUCUACAGCUUCAGGAGUGUGUUAUCAGAGAACAGAACAUARCUAAGCCUAAUCUAUUCGCUUUAUAUAAUAGAUUUUCACGAGAAAAAUAGCGUAAAAAUUUAAAAMAUAAAAUAAAAUAAAUGUUUGUUUACAAAAAGAGCGCGCGUCUGUCGUCAAACUCGCGUAAAUAAAUUUGAUCUAUGCGAUGAUUGGCUAAAAACGCGACCUAUGGCUAUCUGAUUGGUCAAGUUCUGAUAAAACAUAGCUUUUCAGCCAAUCAGAGCGCGCGUUCGUGAAAAUCUAUUAUACAAUAUAGUAUAUAGACCUUUCACCUCGAAAAAGAUUUACUUCAGUAUUUUUCCUUCCUCUAUAUUUAAAAGAAAAACCUUUCAAAUUAUGAUUUUUGUAGAUAUGUAAGUAU
Molecule: messenger RNA, 4184 nt
Organism: Actinia tenebrosa (Australian red waratah sea anemone)
Lineage: Eukaryota; Metazoa; Cnidaria; Anthozoa; Actiniaria; Actiniidae
Source: RefSeq, a predicted model, not a curated record